GCUCCGGCACGUGAGCGGCGGCACGCGCGGGGAAGCACACCCGGAGGGCUCCAGAGCAUUAACCCCUGCUCCCUUCCAACGCGAUUCUACAGCCGUCGGAUCCCCAUCCACGUCAUCGAUCCGCGUACUCUCCCUGGUCUGGACGGCUCCGAUCGCGUCCGAGUAGAAUCCCAAGCAACUCUCUCUCCGAGAUGAAGGGGGGAGCGACGGUGGAGGACGAGAGGGAGACGGAGAUGGCGGCCAAGGCCAAGAAAGAAGAGAAAGAAGAGGUCAAGGUCAUGAAUGGCCAUGGUGCCAUCGAUGAUGAUGGGGGUGAUGAUGAUGGUGAUGAGGAGGAGGAGCCGGAGGAGAUGGUGGAGCUGAAUGAUGUUGAUGAGUAUGAGGAUGGUGAUGAUGAUGGAGAGGGCGAAGAGGACGAUGAUGACGAUGAAGACGAUGAUGAUGAGGAGGGGGAGGAUGAUUCUGAUGAUGAUGUGCAGGAGAUCUUCCCGCAUGGGACUGGACCCCAGGCUCAGUCGGUGGAUGAUGAUGAUGAGGAGGAGGAGGAAGAGGAGAGUGAUGAUGAGGAUGACGGAGAUGACGACGACGACGAUGAUGGAGAGGAGGAAGAGGAGGAGGAAUUGGGAACAGAAUACCUUGUCCAGCCAGUAGGCCGUGCAGAAGAUGAAGAAGAUGCAAGUGACUUCGAACCAGGUGAGGAGAAUGAUGAUGACGAGGACAUUGAUGAAGAUGAUGAUGAGGAUGAUGCUGGAAAGGAACAGACCUCUUCAAAGAGGAAGAGAUCAGCUGAGGAUGACACUGAUGAUGAUGAUGAUGAUGGUGAUGAAGAUGCUGAGAGGCCAUCGAAACGAUAGUGUGUCUGUUGCUAAAUUGGCUGUUUCCAUUGACUUACAUGUUAAGGUUCUCACAAACUCAUCUCCCAAUUCUUUAUGGUAGAAUAUAUUUAGGAUUGAUGUGUCUCAGUUGGGGAUAGUAUUUGGUAUAGAAGCUUUUCUCGCAGUGUGGGGACAUGCCUUAGGCGCUCUCUACAAUGUAGAACAUCCCUGUGACCCCGUGAAGGGUAUUUCCACCUUCACAAGGAGCCCGUGUGAAGCUAUUUAUAAUUUUUUCCCCUUCUUGUCAGUUGGAAUCUCCAUGUACCUUGUAGUACUUUGCUCAUUAGAGGCUUUUGCUAAAAUGUUAAUUUGCAGAUGUCUUUGGUUAUUUGGGAUGGUGUAUGUUGUUGAUAUCUGAUUCCCUUCUGU
Elaeis guineensis (African oil palm) is the source of this 1244-nucleotide messenger RNA. RefSeq lists its product as uncharacterized. The record is from RefSeq and is a predicted model, not a curated record. NCBI's taxonomy places the organism in Eukaryota, Viridiplantae, Streptophyta, Magnoliopsida, Arecales, Arecaceae.